UCCGGACACGUGUCUUUAAACGUGAAAAACGUGACAUUCGGAAUUCCUACUGUUGCGUGCCAAUGUGCCACGCAAGUUCAAGGUACGAUUCAACGCUGCAUUUUCAUCGUUUUCCAAGCGACCCGACGGUGAAAUUACAAUGGAUAGAGAACAUCACGAGAAAUGGACGUUGUCCUAUGAAGAUAAUCGACUCUUCCAUAAUCUGCUCGAAGCACUUCACAGAAGACGACUACUGCAAUUGGACGCCCGUCCGCAAGCGCCUAAAUAAAGGGGCCGUCCCUACAGUGUUCGCGGCCCCACCUGAGGACGGUGGCCCCUUGAGCGACAUGCGGCCCUGGCCCAUUCGGCGCGCGAGACGGAGAAGCAGAAAGCUGAUAGAGUCUGAGGCUUCUUAUAACGCCGAAAGAAACGAUGUCAGCAAUUUGGAGAAAAUGCAACUUAAUACAUCGUCAUCAAACUCCACAUGUCGACCGGAAGUGACAGACGUGCACGUGAGCCCAUAUACUGUACAUCCGUUACCAAGGCAAUUUGUGAUGAAUACAUGUACGUCUUCUGACCUUGGAGAUGCUACUACGAUGAAGGACGGGAAUGAAGCACCAAAUGCAUGUAAUAAUGAAGAUAUUGAUACGUACGUGGCUGGUAAACUUACUCACGUCACCAAGGUCAAUGACGAAGAUGCCAAAACAAGACUAUGUAAAACUGAAGACAGUGAUAAAUGCAUUGCUAAUUACCUUGAUGGUAUUUCCAAGAUCAAGGUUAAAUAUGCUGAAGCAAAUCUGUGUAAAAAUGACGUCAUUGAUUCUCGUCCUGAAGACAAUCACGGUACUGAUGUCACCUUACAUGCACGUGAAAAAUACAGAGAUGAAUAUAUCACACAGCGCAGCGUUACCAGCUGUAGAAGACGUGAUAACUGUGAGGAACCUACUUCUGUUGAUUUCGAGCAACUGCGUUCAGCUUUCACUUUAAAACACGAACAGAAGACAGAAUCUGAAUCCAACGAACUGGAACUUCGAAAAAAGAAAUGCCUCGAGAGCCAUAUAAGUAAAAUUUGGAACAAGCACGAGUUAAAAUAAAAUAUUUCAGGUAUUGUUAUGGUUACCGUUCUAGCUAAAGCGGGAUGUUCGUUAACGCCGUGGGACAGAUUUUUAAAUCAGUAAAAAAUAAAUUUCGGCCGUCAACCCGGAGCUUUUUCGACUUGAGACUCAUGAAGCACCCUCCACUCCAAGGGAGUUCUAUAAGCCUCCAUGGUCUAGGCGUGGGAUUUGCAAAUAAAGCAAUGUUUUAAAUUCGCGCGUGUGUCCUCGAUCCCUCGUAAUAGGGGAAAACAUGUAUAUGUGCUUAUACUUAGCAUAAAUGAGAAUUCCUGACUAAAUGUCUUUAAGUUCUGAUAAUUAUAAAUACAUAAAGACCAAAGUCGCCUUUCUUCUAAAAACUUUGUCAAUGAUACCAUUGAGAAUACGCUGUCCAUGCAUAUAAUGAAGUUUGAAGUUAAACGAUAUUUUGACAUCUAUUAUUACGGUGAUUUUAGAGUUGUAGGCUGUGUCAUUUUUCAAAGAUUAAAACCGCCGCACGAGUGUUAGAGAUAAUGUUAUGAUCAUAUUUAUCAAGUAUUUGUCAUUUCCAAAUUGAUAAUGCUUUUAAGCAAGUAUGAGCCGAAACUUGUCAUUACUUAAGUUAGAAAUAUUUAGUAAAUAUUAUAGAAAAAACUUGGUUACCUAUAAAGGUUAAUCGAAGUGGAUUAGGAAUAAAUCCGAAUUAUGUCUGAACGGAUUAUUACUAAGUAAACGUUUCAGUUUUAAAAGUUUACAUUCUAUCACCAUUAAACAGUAGCAUUGUGACUUCUUAGUUCCUUCAAUCAUAAUUCCCUCAGUCUUUUCAUCGGGGAGUUUAUGUUUCCUUUGUCGCGAAACACUUCUGUGAAAUACGACUGUAGGAGAGACAUAUACCAUUUUUAUGGUAAUUUUUCAUUGACACUUGGGAUAGUUCUACAGCGAUAGUGAUCUAAUGACAAUAUCCUAUUAAAAAGUCAAUAUCUU
Molecule: messenger RNA, 2036 nt
Organism: Mya arenaria
Lineage: Eukaryota; Metazoa; Mollusca; Bivalvia; Myida; Myidae
Exons: 3
Coding region: 63-1073 (336 amino acids)
Molecular function (GO): sequence-specific DNA binding
Source: RefSeq, a predicted model, not a curated record